CAUGAUGGUGGGGAAGUGUUGGAACGAGCGCCUCCUCCCGGGGUGUUGUGCUGUGGUCCACCGUCGUCUGCCAUGUUCCUCCUACACAGGGCUCUCAUCACUCGCCGAUUGGCUGGCGUUGGUGUAAGAUGCUGUCAGAAGCACACACUACCUGACCUGCCCUAUGACUACAAUGCCCUUGAACCAGUUAUUAGUGCUGAUAUUAUGCAACUCCAUCAUUCCAAGCAUCACCAAACCUAUGUCAACAAUCUUAAUGUUGCUGAAGAGAAAUUAGCAGAAGCCACUGCUAAAGGUGAUGUGAGCACGGUAAUAUCACUUGCAGCAGCCCUGAAAUUUAAUGGUGGUGGCCACAUAAACCACACAAUUUUUUGGAAGAACUUGUCACCAGAUGGCGGAGAACCCGAAGGGGAAUUGCUGGCAGCCAUCAACCGUGACUUUGGAAGCCUUGAUGCCUUGAAGAGUCAGCUUUCAGCAGCAACAGUAGCUGUACAGGGUUCGGGUUGGGGCUGGCUAGGAUAUAACAAACAGAAGGGGGCUCUGCAGAUUGCUACAUGUCCCAAUCAGGAUCCCUUGGAAGCAACUACUGGCCUUGUUCCUCUCUUUGGUAUAGAUGUGUGGGAACACGCAUACUACUUACAGUACAAAAAUGUUCGGCCUGAUUAUGUGAAUGCCAUCUGGAAAGUUGCAGACUGGAAAGACAUCUCUGCCAGGUUCAAUUCAGCCAAAUAAUUUUGUGCUGUGAAGGUUUGGUACAUAUGUUCCAAUACUGUAUAUAUUAUGCCACAAAUUCUAUCAAUCCCUUUUGUAGUACAUAGUAGUUUACAUUCAAAUUAUUGAAAAAAACAAAUAUUCUGUUGGCUGUUUAAAGUCAUCUGGCUGUGCUUCAUUAUAAGAUGGAAAUUUCUGAAAAAUUUAUUUUCAUUCGAAUAAAAAUGCUUUAAUGCUCAUGUAUUUUUUCAAUGAUCCUUCAAUUGUACUUCACUAUUGUACAGUACAGUAUAUAACUGUUAUAACAGGUCUUUUACAAGUAAGUUAAGAGUAACUUACAAUGCUACACGUACAGUGAUCCCCCACUAAUGUGCUACUCGGUAGUAAUUCAAUUAGGCAUUAUCUGUACAGUAUGUGUUAUCAGGCAGAGUUCUCUCCCAGUCACCAGCCAUGUUUCCCUAUAUCACAUGUUACACAGGACAGUUUAUAGUGAAGUGUACUAGUUCUGUGUACACAUUAUGAUAUUGGCUCUCAAGUGCCCUGUACAGCCUUUCAGUGAUACUGUAGCCAUUAAAGAAGAUUUCAGUUUAGAAAGAAACAGCCACAGCCAACCAGCACCCUGGAAAUGAGAAAGCUUCAUUCAUAAUGAAUCUCACUACACUAAGAGCGUGCCUGCCCACCACGGCUGGCUGUCACACAAUGCCAAUGUUCUGCCUCAAUUGCUGUCUUCAAAAGUACUGUACAAUAUUUAUUAGGUGAAUAUAUUUGAUUUUAGUUUGAAAUAUAAAACUGAAAUGUAUAUGCAGUACAUUAAAAACAUAUAUACCUGUACAAUACUGUUGUUCAAAACUGUAUUUUGAGUGGGAUCAUGUUUUUGAAGAACCUGAACUUAACUCUAUUUCACAUAAGAAGUUACCUUUGCUCAUACUGUACUGUAUACAACUUUGCUCUUGUGUGGCCCCAUUUCAUACCUUACCUAGAACAUCUGCAAGGGAGCACAUGAAAUUCAUGUCAAUUCUUAAUGAUGUUUUUUAAUCUACUGUUUUGUUUAAAUUGUUUAUCUUUCAUUACUAUUAAUCAUUUUACCACACUCAUCAAGUAGAGAAAUGCAUGCAUGUACAGUCAAAGACAAAAGUCAUGUCGCGGUUUUGACCGAAGAUUAAAUAUAACUCGUGAAACAUUAUGAGAGCCCUACCACAACACAGAGCGCACCAAAAGUUUUAGCCCUCGGCAUAUGUUUUCACCAAAUUUCACGACACGACUUUUGUCUUUGACUGUACAUGUAUACAUAUUCUGCAUUCCUCUGCUUGAUGAGUGUGGUAAAAUGAUUAAUAGUAAUGAAAGAUAAACAAUUUAAACAUAACAGUAGUUUAAAAAAUAUCAUUAAGAAUUUACAUGAAUUUCAACAUUUAUGUUACAGUAACUUUAAAAGGCAGUAAAAUUCCUCUUGAGACAGUUUCCAAGAGUUCGAUUUCUCCUUCUACAAUAAUUAUGACCUGUAUCUCCAUUUCAUGCUGUACUGUAAUCUUUUUUUAAAACAAUUCAAGACAUUUAAUGCUUUCUCAUUUGUAUAUUGAAAAUAUAUGUUGACACUGUUUUGUAGCAUGAAGGAUAAUAUUAUACAGUGUAUGUUAUGUGGCCUUAACAUACAUUUAUGAGUUUUGGUUUUUGUUCUUAAAAUGCUGACAACUAUUUUCAUUGCAAAUACAAGUAGAGUAAUGCAGCAGAAACUUUUUACAACUUCAUAAAAAUUCAAGUAAGGAUUCUUGUACAGUAUACUGUAUAACACUGAAGGAUAGAAAACAGAAUUUAUGUAAACUACAAAUGAAAUUUAUGGAAUUAUACAUAAGUCAUGAGUACAUAGUGAUGUAGAGUGAAUUAGGUUAACAAAGAAUUGAUAGGUCUAAUGAAAAAUAGUAAGGGUGCAUUUCAUAAAGCAUUCAUGAUGUUUAUCACCUAAUAAGUGAAGAGCUAACUGUAGGCCUUACACUGGAUAACACUUCACCCUUUGGUGGCUCUUUGACAAAAAUUUACUGAAGCUUGAUGUGAAUAACAUCCAGUCAAUACAUAUGUGUCAUGCCCAAAUUUUAUGAUUCCUGCUUUGCUCAUACAUUAGUGACAUUAUUCAAUAGAAUUAGCUAGGAUGAUGUACUACAAGUAUUGAAUAAAUCUUUUCAUUAUU
Messenger RNA from Homarus americanus (American lobster), 2890 nucleotides. It is a transcript of the gene Sod2, whose product is annotated as superoxide dismutase [Mn], mitochondrial-like. Gene Ontology annotation, biological process: superoxide metabolic process. The coding region runs from base 73 to 729 and encodes 218 amino acids. The record is from RefSeq and is a predicted model, not a curated record. Gene Ontology annotation, molecular function: superoxide dismutase activity; metal ion binding. The transcript has 5 exons. Gene Ontology annotation, cellular component: mitochondrion. Lineage: Eukaryota; Metazoa; Arthropoda; Malacostraca; Decapoda; Nephropidae.